Molecule: messenger RNA, 3629 nt
Organism: Galeopterus variegatus (Sunda flying lemur)
Lineage: Eukaryota; Metazoa; Chordata; Mammalia; Dermoptera; Cynocephalidae
Gene: TOB2
Product: transducer of ERBB2, 2
Exons: 2
Coding region: 218-1255 (345 amino acids)
Biological process (GO): regulation of gene expression
Cellular component (GO): cytoplasm; nucleus
Molecular function (GO): transcription corepressor activity
Source: RefSeq, a predicted model, not a curated record
CCCCCGGUCCGGCGGCGCCCGGGAAGGAAGGGAGAGUGACCUCCGCCCCGCGCCCAGGACCCGCCUGGAGGGAGAAGCCGCCCCGCGGCCCGCAGACGGCCCCGCCGCCGCCGAGACCUGAAGCCAUCUGGAUCCCAAACCUGCCCACCUUAUAUCUCCUGCCACUGCCCUGGCCUGUGUGCCUGCCCUGUGCUGAUUCUCUGUCUAGGAAAGGACCAUGCAGCUGGAGAUCAAAGUGGCCCUGAACUUCAUCAUCUCCUAUUUGUACAACAAGCUGCCCCGGCGCCGGGCAGACCUAUUUGGGGAAGAGCUAGAGCGGCUUUUGAAAAAGAAAUAUGAAGGCCACUGGUACCCUGACAAGCCACUGAAGGGCUCUGGCUUCCGCUGUGUCCACAUUGGGGAGAUGGUGGACCCGGUGGUGGAGCUGGCUGCCAAGCGGAGUGGCCUGGCAGUGGAGGAUGUGCGGGCCAAUGUGCCUGAGGAGCUGAGCGUCUGGAUUGACCCUUUUGAGGUAUCCUAUCAGAUUGGUGAGAAGGGGGCUGUGAAGGUUCUCUACGUGGAUGACAGUGAGGGCUGUGGUGCCCCAGAGCUGGACAAAGAGAUCAAGAGCAGCUUUAACCCCGAUGCUCAGGUGUUUGUGCCCAUCGGCAGCCAGGACAGCUCCCUGUCCAACUCCCCAUCACCAUCCUUUGGCCAGUCGCCCAGCCCCACCUUUAUCCCCCGCUCUGCCCAGCCUAUCACCUUCACCACCGCCUCCUUCGCUGCCACUAAAUUUGGCUCCACUAAGAUGAAGAAGGGUGGUGGGGCAGCAAGUGGUGGGGGUGUGGCCAAUGGCGGGGCAAGUGGCCAGCAGCCACCACAGCAGCAGCCUCGCAUGGCCCGCUCACCCACCAACAACUUGCUGAAGCACAAGAGCCUCUCUCUGUCUAUGCAUUCACUGAACUUCAUCACAGCCAGCCCAGCCCCUCAAUCCCAGCUCUCACCCAAUGCCAAGGAGUUCGUGUACAAUGGCGGUGGCUCACCCAGCCUCUUUUUUGAUGGGGCCGAUGGCCAGGGCAAUGGCACCCCAGCCCCCUUUGGGAGCAGUGGGGCUGGCACCUGCAACAGCAACAGCUUCGACAUGGCCCAGGUAUUUGGAGGUGGCACUAACAGCCUCUUCCUGGAGAAGACACCCUUUGUGGAAGGCCUCAGCUACAACCUGAACACCAUGCAGUAUCCCAACCAGCCGUUUCAGCCCGUUGUGCUGGCCAACUGACCAUCCACCCGCCCUCAGAGCCAGGAGCACCCAAGACCACAGAAAAGAGAAAGGAAAGGAAAGGCCAAAAAAAAAGGAAAAGAAAAAUGUACAAAAAGAUUUUCAAUCUUCUCUCAUUUCUAGAAAAAAGAUCCAGCCCAGGCAUGGAGUGGGAGGGGGCUCCAGAAGCACCAAAUUGUGUUUAACUCAAUCCCCCUACUGUUUCCCUGCCUGCCUCUGAUUUAUUUUGUUGGUUUUGGUUUUAUAUUUCUUUUUUUUCUUUUACAUGUUUUCUAUAUAACGUCUUUAAUUAGUGGCUUCCUGUGCUAAGAAUGGUCCAGAUGUGAAUUGCUGCUUCCUGCUCCCUCCGUCCCUCUUUCACACGCCUGGUUUAAGAUUGGUGUGUCCAAGCUCACAGGGAAGGAAGAGCUGCAGCUGGGACCUGACCCUCCCCAGAAUAUGGAGAGACUGGCCCCAUCUCACUGCCUCUGUCACCCAGCUAUCCUCUCACUCAAAGCCAUCCAACCUCAGCAGGCUUUCUCAGACCCUGCCACCCAAAUAGGUCUGAUCCCAGCCCCCACUCCCUUUUAAGCUGGGCCGCAGGGAGCUGCCAACUGGUCACUUGACACCCUCCCCCUAGAGCUGAUGUCUGUGACUACAGGGAGGUUAGCACUUUGUCUAGUUGAAUUCCUUUCAUCUCUGUCCUGUGGCCCCACUCAACCAUCCCCUCCUGGCCCAGAUGACCAUCAUGGCCCUGGAGACCCAGCCAUUGACACAUGUGGCCUCUUUCUCUCAUGCAGCCCCUUCCUCCCUGGGCCUGAGGUGGAUAGGGAGGUAGGGUGUGGUUGUGUGCAUGCGCACGUUUGUGUGCAUGCCUGGUUUGCUGUCCUGUUUUAAAGGAUUCCAAGCCAUGUGGAUCCCUUCCCCUCUGGAUGUGAUUCGGGGUUGCAUCAAAUGCUCAUUUACGUAUGAGGUUGGGGAAUGGGCCAGGGGCAGGUUGUUAGUCCUUUUGUAGGGUAGUACACGUGGCGGGGUGACACUGCAGCUGAGCCUAAGACCCUCCCAGGGGAAAGCACUGCAUGAGGAACUGGUUUCCAGACUACAGAGGGAUGUGCACUUUUGUUUGUUUUUGACCAAAAAAAAAAAAAAGUUAGCUCUGAAGGGCCGAGGGAAUACUCAAGCCUCUGAUGCCUAAAAGAGGUCCCUGAACUUUGACUCUCCUGUCAUGUGACCUUAGCCCAGAGUGGGAGCUGCUCACCCAAGCACCCUUGGGUGGGUGAGAGGCUGGGGCAGGAAGGCAGGAUGGGUGUUUGGAGUCAGUGCCUGUAGUAGGCAGUCCUGAGCCUUGAAUUGAGACUUUUUGGUCUUUUGGUUGUAGAUGUUAUUUUAGUACAUUUGUGCCCCUGCCUGAUUGAGAGCUUCUCGGUACCUCUUGCCAUCCCCUUUCAUUGCCCUGACCCAACCCCACUGGACCUUGAUGCUGCGAGGAGUGGUCUCUUGGGCAAGCCAGGCUGGACAGGCACUUGGCCCUCCUGGCCAUGUGUUUGGAUUGUGUAAGAGCACUCGCUCCCCUUCCUCUACCAGAGAGAGGUUGUUUCUCCCAAUCCUAGGGGGCCAGCUUCCACGCCAUAAUGCUUUGGCAAGCGGGGCACUUGGCAUCGGGACCCAAUACCAGGAAGCACCAAAGCCCCUCACCACACCCCAUUCUCCCCAGGGACCCCAAGUGGGCAACUGCUGUGGCAGUGGGUCUGGCCCAGACUUGACACUGCCAGCCUCCUCCCUGUAAUGGGCACCAGCUCUACCUCCCCCAGCAGGGCAAUGCUCUGGCUUUUCUCGGCCCACCACCAUCUGUCCCCCUAGGCUUCUCAGGGGCCAGCUCAGUCUGGGCUACCCUUUCCCCAGUCCUCGUUCCCACACAGGUGACAGGUCCAAGCAGAUAGCGUCUCUCUGGGAAUGGUUGGAUGCUGCCUUAUCCCUCCUUCCAGCCCCUACCCACACACGCACACAGGUACCCACCCACGCCCAGGUCGGCUUGUUUCUCACCAUGUGUAGGGAGGGGGAAGACCAACCCCUCUGUAUCUGUUGAAAUACAAAGAAAACAUGUUCAGGAACAUGACUCCAUCUCUGGGCUCUUGGGCCCAGUUUAGUCUGUCUUGUCUCAAAUCUAGGCAUUUUUGCUUCAAUUUUAUUUUUUUUAAGAAAAAAACAAAAAUCUGCACUAAAUUACCUGGUUUCAUAGGAAAACUUUCUUUUUCAUUUUUUACAUUUUUUGGUGUCCGUUUGUAUUGAAUAAUUUGCUACAUUUGUAAAAUGUAAGAGGUAUAUAUAAUAUAUGUAUAUUUCUAACGUAAAAAACUGUAAUUUUUUUCUUUUCAAGAUUUUUUCUUAAAAAGAG